AGCCCGACCGUGCUAUUUACGCGAGUACGCGACUUGCGAGCACCCGAGAUUAUCGGAUCUCAGAAACGGCUAAACCGAUUGAGUUCUAACUAAGCUCAAUCGAAAGCUUGGGGUCGAUUUGUAUCAGAAAACUGUUUUUAUUCUUCCUCUAUGUGCCCUAUAAGUGGAGUAUAUUGCAACGCAAAGUCCGAAAUGUCAAAAUUUUAUGUAAGAUACGUCAUCGUCGUCGUCGUCAACCUUGGUGGUAUCUAUAGGUCUGUUUUUUAUUCCUGCACUGCUGCACUGAUGCAAUAAAUUAGAAUAAGACAAAUAUAUUUUUUCUCAUUCUAACUUAUUGCACUAGUGCAGCAGUGCAGGAAUAAAAAACAAACCUUAUAAGGGGGCCGACGCACAGUGGGAAAAAACGAGACGUUAAGGGACAAAAAUCUGUACUUACGUCAAUUUUCAAUCGAAUUCGAUGAAAUUUGGUAUCCUAUGAGUUUUUUGGUCGCUAAAUCUGAAUUCACUGCCAAAAAUUAAAAAUUCGAUAUAGCAAAUCUACCAUGACUAACAAAAGUGCUAUCAAAAUGGUUAUUUUUGUUGGGAUAUCAAGAAAUCUGUCUGUAUGAGCAAAAAAAAUUUUUUGGAUGUGCACUAGACUGUUAUUAGUUAACUGCAAAAAUAAAUCAAUUUAUUCAAACAAUAAUUAAGCCUUCUCACCGCGUCAAGGUUACAGUCUACAAAGAGGGUUUUUUAAUUUUUUUACAUUUUUAAAAUUUUUGUACGUUUUUUUGUAUUUUUUAUAUUUUAUAUAUAUUUUUAUUAUUUUAAUAUAGUUUAAAAUUAUUGUGAUUUGUUUUAUUUAUUUUCACUUUCAAUAUCAUUUUCAUCAUGUUCUUCACAAUUACUUAAAUUCACUAAAGUCACUAAACUAAUUGAAGUGUUUGGUUUAGGCCCGAAUUCAUAGUCGUUUCUCAAAUCUUAAGACUUAAGAAUUUCUUAAAUCUUAAAUUAUUUCUUUAAAUUGUAAUAGCUGAUCUUAAUUGCUUUAUAGUCUAUGGUUUAAGAACGAAUAGGAAGAGAGCGCGCGAGAGUUGAAAAAUAACCUUUAAUUCGUAAAUUUAAACUGUGGUAUAAAUACUAAAGUGUGGUAAAUAUAAAGACAAAAAAUAAUUACUUUAAAAGAGUGACAAAUAAAAACCGUAUCAUUAUAAUUUUUUUAAUAUAUCAUAACAUACAACGAAAUACAAAAAACUAUAAGAAAAUAGGUUUUAAUUUUAUAUUUUACGACAAAAAACUGCAGUUGUGUAAAAAAAUACAUCUGUUUUGUUUAUCGAAUGUUAUAUUUGUAAUUAAACUAAUUACCAUGGCAAAUGAUCUAGAUGAAUUUUUGGAUUUUAUGAAUAUUAGAGAACAUUAUCCUGUUAGAUUACAAAAGCGUUACAUAAGAGAUCAAUCAAACCCCUUUGAAUAUUAUGUUGAAGAAGCUUUCACUAAGCGUUACAAGUUUACAAGUUAACGAUCAAAUAAUGCAUUUUAUAUUACCAUUAGUAGAAGAACGGUUAAAAAGGCUGAUAACAGAGGCUUGCCAGUAUCUCCAAUUUUCCAACUUAUAAUGGCCCUUCGUUUUUAUGCGACUGGAAAUUACCAAACUGUUACAGGUGAUCUAAAAGAUUUUUCGCAAUCCACUGUUUGCAGAUGUAUCCAAAGAGUAUCAAUAAUACUUGCUGAAAGAUUACAUAAUUAUGUAAAAUUUCCGACAACUGUUGACGAUCAGCAAAAAAAUAUUCGCAAAUUUUAUCAGAUUGCUAGAUUCCCUAACGUAGCUGGAUGCAUAGAUGGUACACUGAUAAAGAUUGCUUGUCCUGCUAAACAAAUUGAAGAAAUAUUUCGCUGUAGAAAAGGUUUUUUUGCUUUAAAUAUAUUGGCUACUGUAGGUCCAAGAGGAGAGUUUUUGUUUAUAGAUGUGCGACACCCAGGUAGCACUCAUGACAAUACCUGUUUUGAUCGUAGUGCUUUAAAAUUAUACUUUGAGCAAAAUCUAAUAAAAGGUUUACUAUUAGGUGGUAAUGGAUACGGUUGUAAAUCGUAUUUACUUACGCCAGUAUUACAUCCAGUAAAUCAAUUUAAACGCGAUUAUAACGAAAGCCAUAUAAAGACAGGAAAUAUUAUUGAAAAAACAUUUGGUAGAUGGAAAAGAAAAUUUUCGUGUUUGAAAAGAGGGCUUUUGAAUAAAUUAGAUAAUGCCAUUGCCAUCAUUUGUGAGCUACCGCAGUACUUUGGAAUUUGCAUAUUCACUUAAAUUAUCGAAAUGAUAAUUUUGAGGAAAUAGAAUCAGAAAAUGCUGAGUAUCUCGAUGCUGAUCCUCCUUGUGAUAUAAAUGGACCAGAUUAUCGUUUAGAAUUUAUUACAAGACAUUUUACAAAUUAAUUUUUCUUUUGUAAGUUUACAAUUAUUGUAAUAUUAUUUUAAUAAAAAUAAAUUUUAGACACUGA
Monomorium pharaonis (pharaoh ant) is the source of this 2474-nucleotide messenger RNA. Its product is annotated as putative nuclease HARBI1. NCBI's taxonomy places the organism in Eukaryota, Metazoa, Arthropoda, Insecta, Hymenoptera, Formicidae. The coding region runs from base 1595 to 2281 and encodes 228 amino acids. The transcript is spliced from 5 exons. The record is from RefSeq and is a predicted model, not a curated record.